AUGUCCGCUGUCGUUGGCUUAUCCACAUCUCGGGCUGUUUGGUCUCGUCUGGAAAAUACGUUCAGCCAUAGAUCAAAGUCCCGCGAGAUUCAACUGAAGGAUGAUCUUCAAACCAUGAAAAAGAAUGAUAAAACCGUACCUGAGUUCUCCCGUGAUUUCAAAACAGUCUGCGAUCAACUUGCUGCCAUGGGACGCCCAGUUGAUGAUCUUGAUAAACUCCACUGGUAUUUACGUGGUCUUGGAUCCUCUUUUUCAAUUUUUUCCACCACUCAAUUAUCUCUGUCUCCUCUUCCUAUAUUUGAUGAUGUUGUACCCAAAGCCGAAAGCUAUGAGAUCUUUGUUCGAUCUUUGGAGUCAACUCCUCCUCUGGGCUCCACUGCUGCUGCCUUUACUACUUCUCGCAUUUUCAAACCCGCAUCACAUGCGGGUGGUCGUGGAGAGUGCCGUUCCUCUCGUGGGGGACAAAACAAUCAAAGAACUCGUCCCAUUCGCUGUCAAAUAUGCCGUCGUGAAGGCCAUUAUGCCUCUACUUGCCGCGAUCGUUACACUCGGCCUCCUAGUGCAAGUUUAGUCGAAGCAUUCACUUCUUGCUCUCUUAAUGAUGGUCAAGAUUCUGUCCAAGAGUCCGAUGAGCAUCUUAGAGCUACCACAUCUACUGCAAACAGCACACUUGAGCUUCCUUGUUCAGUCAGGGCCCUACUCCCUGCUGGCUCUCAAGGGAGUUCAAGGUCUACAACAAUCAACACGGAGGAGGAAUAG
Molecule: messenger RNA, 759 nt
Organism: Juglans regia (Persian walnut)
Lineage: Eukaryota; Viridiplantae; Streptophyta; Magnoliopsida; Fagales; Juglandaceae
Exons: 1
Coding region: 1-759 (252 amino acids)
Molecular function (GO): nucleic acid binding; zinc ion binding
Source: RefSeq, a predicted model, not a curated record